UCCAUUCUUUUCACUUUCUGCUUUGGCUUGUGAUGGGCAGAUUGAACGUGAGCGACCAGCUUUCUUUUGGAGUGCAAGCCUUAGCAUUAGCAGCUUUUCAUUACAUUUGUCAGUUUUUCUUUCUGAGGAUGGCGGGAGAACAGUGUUCUCCAGGAUUCAUCUGGGACACACUGGUGAAGAGCUGCAUCCCCCAAGAUGUUUUGUGGCAGACACAGAAACCUUUCGCCGAGGCAGCGAUGGUGAUGAGUACAGGUCCCCCGGUUCAGUGCUGGUGGAACGUCGCUGUGUGGAUCAUAGUGUGUGCCGUAGUCGUUCUGAGCAGCUCAGCCCUGAUCCUCUGGGUCAUCGUCUACAGACAACACACUCACGGAAAGAGAAACUCAAAGUGUUCAGCAUCUCAUCAUCGCAGCAAUAAGACAAACUCAUAUGACAAGGAUGGUGAUGUCGGUUCACACGUGAACAGCAAACAGGAAGUGUUUGACUGUGAAAUGGGCUGGGGGAGGGGUUCCUGUAAGGCAAGGGGGGAGCCUGUAGUUCCAUUACCAGCUACAGAGCUGGGAGACUCCGCCCUGGUCACUACAAAAACUGUACAGCUGGUCAAUUAUUCACAUUGCGAUGCUCCAUUAAAAACAAACAGAAAAAUGACAGGAAAAUGUGCUAUAGAUUCUGGUUCAAUGGACUAGGAUUAUGUGUUAGCAUAUAGCAGGUUGGGUAUUGUAGAUACCCACAUUUUAACAAAGCAAGUGAUUGUUCAGUGGAGACUUUCGGUUUUACGGAAAAAGACUAAAAAAAACAGUUUUUGCAUAAUCUGUUUUAAAAUUUUUACACAGUUCCUCCAUUUUCAGAGGCUCAAAAGUAUUUUCAUAAAGUCUGGAACACAUGCUGCAGCUUCCUUCACCUACUAUUGCUUUGUGUAUCUUUGUUCCUUCAGUUUUGCCUUCAGUUCAAUAGGGUUCAGAUCAGGGGUCUGACUCUGCCUUUUAUUUGCGUUAAUCAAUCACUUAAUACUAAAGUUAAAUGAGUAGAAUGUACACUCAUGGGCCAUUUUAUUAGGAUCAACUUUACACCUAUGAUUUGUGCACUUAUCUGGUUAGUCACGCAAAACGCGUAAACCAUGCCGAUAUGGCCAACAGCUUUGGUUAUUGUUCACAUCAAACAGCAGAAUGGGAUAAAAAUCUGUGAAUUUAAAUGUUGCAUGUUGUUGUUGCCAUAUGGGUUGGUCUGAUUAUUUCUAGAACGGCUAGGAUUUUUUUUUUGUGAUCAACUUUUCAUUACGGUUACAGGAUGUUCCUGUGUAAGAAGAACAUUGAUACAAACAAAAACAACUAAAGUACAAAAAACCUAAUUUUUUUAUUUUUUUUUCAAAUGCAACCCCACCCACCCACAGUAACUCCCCCUCCCCACUCCCUCUGCAGUCAGGUACAGAAAUCUCAAGUAAUUGACUCUAAAUGCUGUAAAACCACAUAUUGUGUUAAGGCUGCCAUCAUUUUUCUUCAUGCUCUUAACAGUAAUUGUAUUAUUGAAACUGAACUUCCCUUUCCGGGUUUAUGCAGCAUCAAUUUGAACAUUUGCAAAAAAUUGAGUAAAAAUAGAUUUCCUAUUUUUAGAAACUAAGUAACAUCAUUCAUGUCUUAAGAGUUAAUGCUGGUAUUCCAAACUCAUGCCUGAUAUAUACAGUAUAUAUAUCAGUAUUUUGGCUCUGUCUUGUAGGGUUUUGGCCACCAGAUGUCCCCAUUAUUCCCCUGUGUUGCAUUUCCUCUUGUCUGGUCACCACCACUGUGGACUCACUGAAAUCAUGGCUGACUCCUACCACAUCAAUUUGAGUCCGCAGUGAGGUCUAUGUUCAGCACUAAAAGAGAUUACUUACCCAGAAUGUCCUAAAACUAUUAGGAUCAGUGAAAUACAACUGUCGGGAUUUGAGGGGUUCUGGCUAGAUCUCGGACUUUUUUUCUUGUGUUUCGCACAAUUUCCCACCAGAUGUCGCCAGAGUAUUCCAGAGUCCCUCGUUAGCUCCUUUCGUGUUUUGUGGUUCAGUUCCCACAGCUGUUUUUUAGAGUCUUUUGUCUUUUCCUGUCUUUUGUAUUUUCCUGUGUAAUUCCUUGCUUUUGAGUAUGUUUUUUUUGCCUUGUUAUAUCUUCUCAAAUGACUGUGAUUUUGCCCUUUUCCCAAAAAAGAACUUUGUUUCAGAUUUUGCAUGUGUUUCGUAGGUGGUUGUUUUUUCCCCUUUUAAAUUUUGAUUUUAAUUAGAAUUUUUUUUUUU
Molecule: messenger RNA, 2260 nt
Organism: Silurus meridionalis
Lineage: Eukaryota; Metazoa; Chordata; Actinopteri; Siluriformes; Siluridae
Exons: 3
Coding region: 33-683 (216 amino acids)
Source: RefSeq, a predicted model, not a curated record